UGGGAAGCAAUGAAAACCAGCCCAGACAUACUCUUUCCCCCAACAUCGCCGUUCGCCUUCCCCCCCGACCCCUCCACCAUAGACAUCUCAAAGUCCAUUAUCGCCCUUUGGAAGUCCCUCGACCCAAUGGCGCUCUUUGAAUGGGAAGAGCUGACUCGCGAUAUCCAAAACGCUUAUGCCCAAUUGGUCGCUCGAUUUGGGAACGGUGUCGUUUUCUAUGGUGAUACCUGGGAAUACCAGCGAUAUUACCACGCGCAGAGCCUAUUCUCCAAGUGGAUGGGGUACCAGUAUCAGUCCGCGCACGACACCGACAGUCUCACAACGGUGUAUGCGCCAGCAUCUUUGACUCAAACA
This is a messenger RNA of Acaulospora colombiana, 354 nucleotides long. The record is from the annotation of a GenBank genome assembly. Lineage: Eukaryota; Fungi; Glomeromycota; Glomeromycetes; Diversisporales; Acaulosporaceae.